AUGACAGACCAUUGUCCUUUGUGUAAUAUAUUAGAAAGAACAGUUAGAAAUGUCAGAGUAGAUCGCAUUGCAAAUGUAAUACAAGAAUAUAACGUCGAGCAAGUGAUUCAUAUCAAAGGUAGAGAAAAUUGUCUUCCUGACUUUUUAUCACGUCAUCCACGAGAUUAUGAUGACUUAAACGAUAUUGAUUAUGGCUUGGCAAAUAAGGAUUUGGUUGACGAAGUUUCUAAACCCUCUUUCUUGCUGCUCGUGGCAGCAGGAGUAGGAGAACAAAGCUCUUCUACACCAAAUCUUAUAUCGGCUAUGACAUUAAGAUCACACAAUAAAAAUAAUAAUAACGCAACAACAACACUAUCUGACGAUGAUAAUAAUCCAUCCCUUCAUAACAAUUCAGAUCCAAACUCAGAACCAGAGAAUGAUUUUGCACCAAAUAUUCUAACAAAUUUUUCACAUAAUCAUUUUGAUGUUACGAGAUUGAAAGAAGAACAAAGUAAUGAUCCUGAGAUUCAAAAGAUAAUCCAUGAUAAUAGAAUACAUUCAAAUCAAUCCUCGUUUAUUUUUAAAGAUAAUAUUUUAUAUAAACUAAUUCAACCAUCUCGUAAUUCUAAAAGAAAAAUUCACGUAGUAUAUCUUCCAACGUCAAUGAUCAAACCAUUACUUUAUGCAAUACACAACGAUCCGAUGAGUGGCGGGCAUUUUUCGAUUGAUAGAACGUAUAACAAAAUCAGAACAAAAUAUUGGUGGCCAAACAUGAAGUAUUCAAUAAUAAAACAUAUAAAAGCCUGUUUAAAAUGUCAACAACAUAAUAUAAAUCGUCAAAAGAAACAUGGUAAAUUACGCCCUAUACCACCACCUGAGGGACCCUUUCAGUUGAUCGGUAUCGACUACUGUGGACCUUUAAAACGGUCUCCACGUGAAAAUCAAUACGUCCUCGUAAUAACAGAUUAUUUCACUAGACAUAUCAUAGCAGUUGCAUUACCUAAUUGUACUGCACAAACAACAGCUCAAACAUUAUUUAAUGAAUACUUUUGUAAAUUUGGUAUACCAGCAGUAAUGUUAAGUGACAAAGGACCACACUUUCAAAACAUACUGAUGGAAAAUAUAUCAAAGUUAAUAGGUUACAACCACAUAUAUUCCACACCUUAUCAUCCUCAAACCAAUACCAUUGUGGAGCGGUUUAACAGCACUUUCAUUCCACAAAUUGCCAAAUUACAAGACGAUCAACAGAGUAACUGGGAUGAAUAUUUACAAGCUGUAGUAUUUGCAUAUAAUUCUGGAAUACAUAAAACCACAAAAUAUUCACCCUACGAACUCUUAUAUGGCAGACCACCACAAUUACCAAUAGAUCCACGUCCAACACAUUUUUCAUUUCAAAAACCUAAUGAUUAUUUUAUACAAUUACAAAAAACUUUAAAAAUUUAUCAUAAAAUGGCUAAAGAAAAUAUAAUACAUCAACAACAACUAAAUAAAAAUAGAUAUGAUAAAAAUCGUCCAGAUCCACAUUAUAACAUGGGAGAUAUGGUAUUAACAAGAAAUUUUAUCCGCGGAGACAAAUUAUAUGGUAAAUAUUCAUCCACACCCAAAAUUAUCAUACAUUCUAAUCAUCCUACCUACAUAGUUCAGGAUCCAGAAACACACAUCGAAACAAGAAUCCAUGUUGGAGAUUUGAAAUCUAUUCUCGUCGAUUAUUGA
Molecule: messenger RNA, 1692 nt
Organism: Didymodactylos carnosus
Lineage: Eukaryota; Metazoa; Rotifera; Eurotatoria; Philodinida; Philodinidae
Source: the annotation of a GenBank genome assembly